Wasmannia auropunctata (little fire ant) is the source of this 1484-nucleotide messenger RNA. Its product is annotated as dual specificity protein phosphatase 12-like. The record is from RefSeq and is a predicted model, not a curated record. Gene Ontology annotation, biological process: protein polyubiquitination; serotonin metabolic process; norepinephrine metabolic process. Gene Ontology annotation, cellular component: endoplasmic reticulum membrane. The coding region runs from base 395 to 736 and encodes 113 amino acids. Gene Ontology annotation, molecular function: ubiquitin protein ligase activity; ubiquitin conjugating enzyme binding. The transcript is spliced from 3 exons. Lineage: Eukaryota; Metazoa; Arthropoda; Insecta; Hymenoptera; Formicidae.
UAAUAUGAUAUUCUUAAAAAUAUUAUAAAAUUGAGAAUUUUUUUCAUCAGAAAGAUAAUAAUUUCCUCACAGUGUUGAGUGUGAUAGAGCUAGUCGCGAUCAGCUGUCCAGUAUUGGUUAGGUUAUGUACCUAGUUGAACUAUCAAAAUACAAGAAAAUUUCCAGGAUUAGAUUUGUAUAUUUACUGCGAUGUUUAUGUUUCUUUUUUCUUUAUUUCAAUUUUAUGUGAAGCAUGAUUUCGAGAAGCAUACGUUGUGAUCAUAAUAUACGUCAUUACAGUAACUGUUAUUAAAAUAACGAUAAUUAUAGCUGAGCCAUUAAUACUGCAUGCACUUUGGUAAGCAUCUGUUAUCUUUUUAUAGCCUUUAUACAAUAUAUUCGCUGCCUUUGUAUCAUGGAAGUGAGAUGCAGGCAUUGCUGCAAAUCUCUUUUUAAGGGUGAUUCUAUCUUGUUUAAUGCGCACCACGAGGUAAAGCAAGGGGCAACGGAUGUAGGAUGCCAGGCAGAUGAAUCAGAUUGCUCGUACAUGAUUCCAGAGAAUGUACCAGAUAUAUUUAUGGAUGCCAUCGAUCAAGGAUCUUGGACCAAGGGAAAAUUACAUUGUCCGUACUGCAAGAGUCGCUUAGGAUCUUUCAACUUUGUGAAUGAAUUUAAGUGUUGCUGUGACAAAUAUGUGAAGCCGCCCAUAAGGAUGGUUAACUCUAAAGUAGACAUAUUAUAUGAAAGUUUAAGAUAAUAAGUAAAAACGGAACUGUAUUUCAGUACACAUAUUGUCUGUUUUGCGAAUUAAUGAAUGAAUAUUCAUUUACUUCUAGCUUUCUAACCAAAGAAGGAACUUGGUUUACAUGUUUUCUAAUCCACACACUCAUGUACAUCUCUUCCUACUUUUCGACCUUUGUAAAAUCCAAUCAUUUACCUAUCUAUGUCAUUAUGCUUACAUAGCCUUUUGUUUCUGAACAUUUUUAAACUUUUUCUUUAUCUCCCUUCGCACUUAAUUCAUUUUCCAUCUGUUUUAUAUAGGUACCUCUAUAAAUAGUACUCAUGAAAUUGUGGAAAAUAUUUUUCUGUAGAAAUCAUGUUUCUUGUAUGUAAAUCAUGUAAUGACUUAGCUAUUUCGAAUAAUAUAUAAAUUUGUUAUCACAUUUAUUCGUGAUUGAUAAUAUAAUUUACUAGCCAAACUUUUUUUAUCUUAAUUUUUACUUAGAUCUUUUUUUUUAUUUAUUCAUAUUUACAUUAUUUAGUUACAUCUUACUCAACUUAUGUAUAUCUUGUACCUAUAUAUAGUGGCGAGGAUGCGUCUGAGAUCUUAAUUUAUGUAACAUUUUUAUAUAUUUUUAUAGUAAAAUGGUAUUGCAUGAUAUUAAUUACAGACAACAUUGUCAACUAGUGCUGCUAUUUACUGUAUGUACAGUGUAAAAUACAGGAUUUUUCUUUCGAUUAUGUACAAAACUUGGACAUAUUACAUAGAUUUGAUGUACAAUGUA